UCCAGUCCAUGCCACACGCCACUUUGUCAAAAAUGGUGGUGCAGAAAAUUGACUUACUCGAACCUUUCGAUAAUGUCACCCGUCUGCUCAAGAUUUUGGGUUUGUGGUAUUCCCCAAACGAGACAAUUGUGUACAAAAUUUACAAAAAUUUUGUCAUGGCAACGUGCUUUUUGUACACUCUAACAUGCACCGUUUACGGAUUCAAGUUCAUGUCUUUUGAGACUUUGGAAAUAGCAUUUGGGGCCGUAGAAGGAGUUCUGAAGAGUUUAAUGUUCCGCCUAAAAUUCCAAAAGAUCGCAGAGUCGUGGCAGCAAAUCCGCCAACAAGAAUUUCAGCCCAGAAACGAACAUCAAAGAACUGUUUUAAAAUGGUACAUUGAAGUGACAAAAUCGCUUUUCCUAGUUUACUUUUUCGGAGUCUACAUCGGUUGCAUAAGCGCUCUCACUGUGUCGUCUUGGUUGAGACACAAAGAUUUCCCAACAGACCACUGGUUUCCAUUUAAUUAUCGCAGGCCGUUCUUGUACCAAUAUAUUUAUGUUCAUAUAACAGUUGGUUUCUAUCUUACUGCUUUCUUGAACUGUGCCUCAGACUCUUGUUUUUACUUGUCAUUGCUGCACAUUACAGCUCAGUGUGAAAUUCUUGCGGAUACUCUUAAAAAUGUCCACGACUUGCACAAACUAAACGCGGCGAAAAAAAAUUCGGGACAGAAAGGUGAGGACGAAGUGAUGAAUCAGAUUCUAAUAGAAUGCAUGAAACAUUACAACCUGAUUAAAAAAUACACCAGUUUAGUAGCAGACUGUUUCAAAGAAAUUAUAACUUUGCAGUUCGUUCCAACGAUUGUAAUGAUUUGCAUUGCAAUGUAUAAAAUAUCCACGCUCGAGCCGUCGAACACGCAGUUUUGGUUUUUUGCGUUUACGGAACUCGGUGCUAUAACCCAAAUUUUCAUUUACUGUUUCGUUGGCAAUCUGGUCACUAGUACAAGUCAAAAAUUAUUCUAUGCAACGUUUGAAUCGCAGUGGUACAACGCGUCUCAAAAAUUCAAGAAAAAUUUAAUUACGGUGAUGAUGGCAGUUCAGCGUCCUGUUAUUUUUUAUGGUUGGAAUAUUUUUGCAAUCAAUUAUGCAACUUUCAAAUCGAUUGUCCAAACUUCAUGGAGCAUGUGUGUCGCUUUUAGAAGUACACAAGAUCUGUAAUCUGUUUUUCAGGUAUCACUUAUUACACGGUCUCACUGCUUUCUACACAUAUUAAUAUAAUUUAGAAUCAACCUGUAUAUUUUUGAGAAAAUUAAAAAAUUAAGUCUUUCUUAGGAUUCUUAGGAAGUUUGAAUUGUUAAGUUGAUGCCACGUUUGAAUUUCUUGGUGUACGGAAGAGAAGCGCUUUUAGAGUUGUAUAUUGACCAGAAAGAAUGGCGAUUUAUUAUUAUAUUCAAUAUAUUUUUUA
This is a messenger RNA of Tribolium castaneum (red flour beetle), 1440 nucleotides long. Its product is annotated as odorant receptor 4. Gene Ontology annotation, biological process: sensory perception of smell; detection of chemical stimulus involved in sensory perception of smell. The transcript has 5 exons. The record is from RefSeq and is a predicted model, not a curated record. Gene Ontology annotation, molecular function: olfactory receptor activity; odorant binding. Gene Ontology annotation, cellular component: plasma membrane. NCBI's taxonomy places the organism in Eukaryota, Metazoa, Arthropoda, Insecta, Coleoptera, Tenebrionidae. Bases 9 to 1193 code for a protein of 394 amino acids.